Messenger RNA from Penicillium oxalicum, 2115 nucleotides. Its product is annotated as GTPase-activating protein GYP6. The record is from RefSeq and is a predicted model, not a curated record. The transcript is spliced from 6 exons. Bases 1 to 2115 code for a protein of 704 amino acids. Gene Ontology annotation, molecular function: GTPase activator activity. Gene Ontology annotation, biological process: activation of GTPase activity. Lineage: Eukaryota; Fungi; Ascomycota; Eurotiomycetes; Eurotiales; Aspergillaceae.
AUGAGAACACUCGAAGAGACCCGAAAGAGAUGGGAGGUUCUGUUUCCUGGCCAUGACACCAACGCGGACCUGCGGGCCGCGUUAGAUGCUGAGCAGGGAGGGACACUUUGCGCUGACGGGCUCAGGUCAAUUGUUUGGAAGAGAUUCCUUAUUUUCGAUCAUGUCGAGCGCGAGAAUUGGUCCCGCAAGCUCGCCGAAUCGCGCGAUGCCUACACUGCCAUGCGCGCCCAUUUUCUCAAGUACAUCGAACAUCCAGAUGACCUUGAAUCAACCGUUGACCCCUUGGCGGAUGAUGAGCAGUCCCCUUGGCAGACGCUGCGGAAUGACGAAAAACUGCGGGCUGAGAUCGUCCAAGAUGUCGACCGCUGUCUGCAGGAAAACUUUUUCUUUCAAGAGCCAUCUACGAAGCAGAAAUUGACCGACAUUCUCUUUGUCUACUCCAAGCUGAACCCCGACGUGGGCUACAGGCAAGGUAUGCAUGAACUGCUGGCUCCGAUUGUGUGGGUUAUGGAUCGAGACUCGCUCGAGCGUUCAUCCCCUCGAAGCAUCGAGGACGAUCUCAUGCAGGAUCUUCUUGACUCUCGAUUCGUCGAGCAUGACUCCUUUACACUCUUUCUUUCCGUCAUGCAUACGGCUCGGGUAUUCUAUGAACACGGAGAAACGAAAUCAACGAAUGGUCAGGUUGACGUGAUACCGAUUGUGAGCCGAUGUCAAUACCUCCACCAAGAGGCGCUGUCGGUUAUCGACCACGAACUCGCAGAACACCUGCGUGCUGUGGACGUGCUUCCGCAAAUCUUUCUGACUCGUUGGAUGAGGCUACUAUUUGGGAGGGAGUUUUCCUUCGAAGAGGUUCUUGAGAUGUGGGACUUGCUUUUUGCUCAUGGUCUUCGAUCCGAGUUGGUAGAUUUCACGUGUAUUGCAAUGCUGCUGCGCAUCCGUUGGCAGUUACUCGAUGCCGAUUACUCGGGCGCACUGUCGAUCCUGUUACGCUACCCGUCUCCAGAGCCACACUCACCGCAAGCAUUUGUGCAAGAUGCCCUCUACCUGGAACAAAAUCCCACAGCUGAACGGGGCGGCUUCCUUAUUGCCAAGUAUUCCGGUAGGCCACCCGAGUCCCCUCUGACCCACAGUCGCUCCCUUGUCCGGCCGGCCAUGACGUCCAGGCUCUGGGAGGAAUUCAAACGGCGCAGUGAGAGCACCUCCCCAAUUUCUGCUUCGGCACGAAAUAGCCCGAAGAGCCUUGAGACCCUGUUGCAGGACGUUUCUCAAGGUAUCCAGCGGCGCACCGAGGCCUGGGGAGUGGCCAAAGCAGUCCGUGGGGCUGUAACGGAGGCACGGAGGAAUAUGCCGACUAUGAAUUACGACGCCGCUUCUCGGCUGGGUGCUACACGUUCUGAACCGUCAAGCACGGCGGCGCAAGAAUCAACGACCGCCGAGCUUGGAUUACAGACCAGGUUGGAUCGUCUGCAAGAAAGGAAUCAAGAACUGGCAAGCACUUUGAGCGAAGCGCUUAAAGAUCUUCGUGAGCAAUUGGGCAGUCGUGAUGACUCUGGUGCUUCCCCGAAUGAGUCGGUCAAAGGCGCUCUUGAUCGAAUCGAGUCCGUGAAAAAAUGCCUCGCGGACUCGAUCGUGCCAGCGGCAGCAAGCGCCAAUAGUAACGCCCCCCGUCCGGAUGUUGCUCGAUCCGACUCGCCUCAGUCACCGGCACCGGUCACAGAUCCAGCCCACCCUCCCAAAUCCCCGAGUGUUUCUGAGCCAUUGCCUCGAUCUCCACCUGUCGUGAAUAUGCCCAAUCUCAGUACCGGACGGGCGACCAAGAGACCUGAUGCACAAACCGAUGGACUCGUGAGCUCAGGUCGGGAAAGGCCACGAUCCGUCGUUCGACCAUCGCUGUCGGACGCUGGGUUUUCAUGGAUGUUAGGAGGCAACCGGACUCUUUCCACUUUCGUCAGUCCGGCCUCGGUACCUCCGGAGCAAACACGACACCAUGACCACCCUCGGGGUAGAAAUGGGCCUCUCUUCAAGAAUCAUGCCGAUGACACCCCCAAGACCGCGGAAGCCGACCGUGAUGAACUUGCUCUGCACAAUUUAUCCGGCUCCAGAGGUCCGCUAUGA